UUGGCCGCGACGCGGACACGGACGGCUGCUGAGGGAACGGGGCGCUCGCUGUCAUGUCCCUUCUGCUGUGCGGGGCUCGCCUACUGGGCGCCCGGGGUUUCAGGCUCCAGUCUGGGCCACGCUGCUCCAGGAUGUUCUGUUCCGGCGCCUUGGAAUCGCCCUCGGGCCGCUCUUCCCGCCGGGGUGAUUCAGGCCGGUGGCAGCGAUCGGUGUUCGCCUGGACCGCGGGAGCCACGGCGGUGCUGACCGGACUGGGCCUGGUGCGGCGGGCGGAGAUGAAGGAGCAGCCUCGGCAGUGGCGGCAGCAGCAGCAGCAACCGGGAAAGCCGUGGGGAAAGGAGGAGGAGGAGGAUCUGGCACGGCUAUGCGAGAGCUUCAUGGCUCCCCCGGUGAGCGGGCUGCGCGAGCUGCGGGACCGCCGCGGGGACAUGCGAAGUCGCAUGGAGCUGCUCAUCAUGGAGACGCAGAGCCAGGUGUGCAACGCGCUGGCCCAGGUCGACCGCGGCGCUGCUUUCACCGUGGACCGCUGGGAAAGGAAGGAAGGUGGGGGAGGCAUCAGCUGUGUACUUCAAGAUGGUGAUAUCUUUGAGAAGGCUGGUGUCAAUGUUUCAGUUGUUUUUGGACAUCUUUCUGAGGAAGCAGCUCAGCAGAUGAGAAGCAGGGGGAAAACUCUGAAGACCAAAAGCGGAAAAUUGCCUUUUUGUGCUAUGGGAGUGAGCUCUGUCAUUCAUCCAAAGAAUCCUUACGUUCCCACUAUACACUUCAAUUACAGAUACUUUGAAAUUGAAGAUGCAGAUGGUACUAAACAUUGGUGGUUUGGUGGUGGAACAGACCUUACACCAACUUACUUGAAUAAAGAAGAUGCUAUUCAUUUUCAUAAAACUCUGAAGGAUGCCUGUGAUCAGCAUAAUCCUGAGUUAUAUCCUAAGUUUAAAAAAUGGUGUGAUGAAUAUUUUUACAUCAAGCACCGUGGAGAACGGCGGGGAAUAGGAGGCAUCUUCUUUGAUGACUUGGACUCGCCUUCAAAAGAAGAAGUUUUUCAGUUUGUGCAGAGUUGUGCCAAAGCCAUUGUGCCUUGUUACAUUCCCAUUGUGAAGAAACACUCCCGGGACAUAUUCUCACCAAAAGAAAAGUUAUGGCAGCAGAUCCGUAGGGGGAGGUAUGUGGAAUUCAAUCUUGUGUAUGACAGAGGCACAAAAUUUGGCCUUGCAACACCAGGGUCGAGGAUUGAAAGUAUUCUUAUGUCUCUGCCACUCACUGCCAGGUGGGAAUAUAUGCAUUCACCGCCAGAGAAUUCCAAGGAAGCAGAAAUCCUAGAAGUUUUGCGCCAUCCCAAAGACUGGGUGCAGUGAUCAGAAUGCCGACCAUGUUUAGCAAUGAGGAAAGGACUUGCUUUGCUACCCACUCUCAUCCACCUGGCCCUGCGUGGCAGUAAAGAAUGUUUACCUAUUCUCUCACCUCAUGCCUUAGGAAUUGUAUUAGAUUCUAUGGUAUGUAAAUGCUCUCUUAGAACUACAUAUUGCUCCUUUGUAGAUUCUUGUUGAUCAUUUGUAUUAGUGUGACUGUAAAGGUCUGGGUGAAAAUCACAUUAAGGCAAGAGGCGUUGCACUCAAAAUGUAAUCAGCAUAGACUGAAGUGCUGCAAGGUACUGAGGUAUAGACUCCAUGCCUCUGUUUCAGGGAUUUCUAUACUCUUACUUUCCACAGUAGGAACAAAUGUUGACAAAAGGCUUUAGCCCAAUUUAGCCUUAAGUUGCCUGCAGUGUUUUUGACUCCUUGCCAAACCAGUUUCCAGGACAGUGAUUCAUGUAACUUGAAACUAAAAUGCUGCUCCAUUUGACUUGUGAUAAUUUGUUAAAUUGCAGAGAAAUGUCUGCAUUGGCUACUAUCAAUUAUGGUAAAAAAAAAA
This is a messenger RNA of Python bivittatus (Burmese python), 1908 nucleotides long. Lineage: Eukaryota; Metazoa; Chordata; Lepidosauria; Squamata; Pythonidae. The record is from RefSeq and is a predicted model, not a curated record.